AUGAAAACUCACCAAGCGCGGCCUAUCGUGCACUCGGAAGACGCGGUACAGUCGCGUGGGUUCCACAGGAAUGUGCAUCAUCAUCACCGUAUUGCUCUUGAUCGAAAAUUUGGCCAUACUUGGAAACUUACAACCAAACAUAGAUAUAAAGACCUUUUCAUCAUCUGGUUGAGUCGAGAAAUUUGUCGGACAGGAGAAGAGGGAAAGGUUUUGUUCCGUACAAACGGUGUUUGGCUGAGAGGGAUGAAAAAUCGUCGUUUUCCUUUGUGCAGGGACGUGAGAGUCAGCGAGCUCGUGUUUGCUCAUAGCACUUACCGCUACAAUUUAGCUAUUUCUUUUUUGAACUGUGUUUCAGAUUUCUUUGUUAUUCAAAAUUAUACUGGUUGA
Striga asiatica is the source of this 387-nucleotide messenger RNA. The record is from the annotation of a GenBank genome assembly. Lineage: Eukaryota; Viridiplantae; Streptophyta; Magnoliopsida; Lamiales; Orobanchaceae.